Messenger RNA from Onthophagus taurus, 1040 nucleotides. It is a transcript of the gene RpS2, whose product is annotated as Ribosomal protein S2. The record is from RefSeq and is a predicted model, not a curated record. Gene Ontology annotation, biological process: translation. Gene Ontology annotation, molecular function: RNA binding; structural constituent of ribosome. Gene Ontology annotation, cellular component: cytosolic small ribosomal subunit; ribosome. NCBI's taxonomy places the organism in Eukaryota, Metazoa, Arthropoda, Insecta, Coleoptera, Scarabaeidae.
ACGCAAAUAUACACAUGCGCACGAAUUUCAGAGUACUUUUAACGGAAACUUCUGAUCGUUGUUCUCUCUUUCAACGUCAGCGUUAGGAGAAAGACAUAGGAUGGCGGACUCAGCUCCAGCCGCACGCGGUGGUUUUCGUGGAGGUUUCGGAGGUUCGAGAGGAGGUAGAGGUGGCCCCCGAGGCCGCGGACGUGGUCGCGGCAGAGGAAGGGGCCGUGGAAAGGAAGAUUCCAAAGAAUGGACUCCUGUGACCAAGUUAGGUCGUUUAGUGAGGGACGGUAAGAUCCGCUCACUUGAAGAAAUCUACCUGUACUCGCUACCAAUUAAAGAGUAUGAAAUCAUUGAUUUCUUUAUUGGUACCGACUUAAAAGACGAGGUGUUGAAAAUUAUGCCCGUUCAGAAACAAACCCGCGCUGGUCAACGGACGCGAUUCAAGGCAUUCGUAGCUAUUGGUGACGGAAAAGGUCACAUUGGGUUGGGGGUGAAGUGUAGCAAAGAAGUUGCUACAGCUAUUCGUGGGGCGAUUAUCCUGGCGAAACUUUCGGUUGUCCCUGUAAGGUUAGGUUACUGGGGAAACAAGAUUGGUAAGCCCCACACGAUUCCUUGUAAAGUAACAGGAAAAUGCGGUUCAGUUACGGUGAGGUUGAUUCCUGCACCACGUGGUACUGGAAUCGUUUCCGCCCCCGUUCCCAAGAAAUUACUGCAAAUGGCAGGAAUUGAAGAUUGUUACACCUCUGCCAGAGGAAGCACGGGGACAUUGGGUAACUUUGCUAAAGCUACAUUUGCGGCAAUCGCGAAGACGUACGCGUAUCUGACGCCAGAUUUAUGGAAGGAUAUGCCGUUGACGAAAACUCCAUACCAGGAGUAUGCAGACUAUUUGCAUAAAAAUCAUAGGACAUUGUCCGGUCAACAUCCAACAGAAGCCGUCUGAGAACAGGAUGAGCUUAAAGGUUGAGAUGGGUCCAACAAGGCGCUAAUAAAAAUGCAUAUGUUGAGACUAAUUGAUAAAAAAUAAAGUUCUUUUGAAAAAAUGAAAUAAA